Messenger RNA from Naumovozyma dairenensis CBS 421, 1149 nucleotides. It is a transcript of the gene RSB1, whose product is annotated as phospholipid-translocating ATPase RSB1. The coding region runs from base 1 to 1149 and encodes 382 amino acids. Gene Ontology annotation, cellular component: fungal-type vacuole; plasma membrane. The transcript has a single exon. Lineage: Eukaryota; Fungi; Ascomycota; Saccharomycetes; Saccharomycetales; Saccharomycetaceae. The record is from RefSeq and is a predicted model, not a curated record.
AUGUCUGGUCUGUAUUCCAACUCAACCGUCCUUAUAAAGGACACACUCCCAGCCAAUGCCACAACUGUACAAAUUCUAGAACAUUUACGACAUAAAGUUUCCCUGUAUAGUGGGAUGGUACCCAAUGUUGCAUUCAACAUCUCCAUGAUAGCAAUAUGGGGUGUGCUUCUAACUAUCCAAGUAUUACAACUCUAUUAUCGCCAAUGGUGGUUCUCCAUAGCAUUUAUUUGCACAGGUGUUUUAGAAGUUUUAGGUUAUAUAGGAAGAACAUGGUCGCAUUAUAAUUUACCAGCAAUGAAUCCAUUUCUACUAAAUAUGGUUUGUUUAACCAUUGCGCCUGUCUUCACAAUGGGCGGUAUAUACUAUCAAUUAGCUAAAUUAAUUGAAAUAUAUGGACAUCGUUUCUCCUUAUUACCUUCACCGAUGGCAUAUUCUUUUAUUUUCAUUGCAUCAGAUAUUAUAUCCUUGGCCAUCCAAGCAGCAGGAGGUGGUACUGCAGGUAUGGCAGUGAGAGUCAAUAAAUCUGCCCAGACAGGUGAUAACAUUUUCGUCGCUGGUUUAGCAAUUCAAGUGGCAUCAAUGUUUUUCUUUUUAUUGUUUUGGUUCCAAUUCUUAUUCCGUAUUUAUAUUCAAGUCAGAUUUGAACAUACAAACACUAAAAAGAUUACAAAACAAUUAUUAAUGAUACGACAAUCAGAAAUUGAUUACCUGUAUAGAGAAAAAUUCCAUGAUCUAAGAAUUGAUCCUGACCGUUGGGUUUUUCGUUACUUCACUUUAGCAAUGACUGCAGCUGUCCUUUGUAUCUUUACACGUUGUUGUUAUCGUCUUGCUGAACUAUCUGAAGGUUGGUCCGGAUAUUUAAUUACACAUGAAUGGUAUUUUAUCAUUUUGGAUGCCUUAAUGAUGACUUUGGCAACAACAAUAUUUACUAUUUUCCAUCCAGGAUUCGCCUUCAAGGGGAAAUAUACGUCAAUUCCAAUUACUACAGGACAUGUUGAUCCUGAGACUAGAUCUGAUAACUCCUUUGAUGAUGAUCUGGAAAACAAUAAGCUAUCAGUUUCUGAUAUUGAAAAAGAAGUAGUAGAAAGAUUUGACAAGAAACCUAAGACAUUCUUUAAGAAAAUGCUCAAAAAUCCAUUCAAGAAAUAA